Messenger RNA from Culex quinquefasciatus (southern house mosquito), 1694 nucleotides. RefSeq lists its product as uncharacterized. The record is from RefSeq and is a predicted model, not a curated record. Bases 83 to 1645 code for a protein of 520 amino acids. Gene Ontology annotation, biological process: GPI anchor biosynthetic process. NCBI's taxonomy places the organism in Eukaryota, Metazoa, Arthropoda, Insecta, Diptera, Culicidae. Gene Ontology annotation, cellular component: endoplasmic reticulum; membrane. The transcript is spliced from 3 exons.
AUUCCACCUGAAGUUUGUUUUUGUUUUAGUCUGUUUACCGACGAAUUUUCUCCAGCUCGCAAAAAUUUCCGAUGACUCCAAAAUGAACGUAAAGAUCUACCUGUCCUCGAAGCUGGUCGAGCACUGCACCUUCUGCCAGCUGUACGGCGUAAUCGAGGUGCAGCGGGACGAAAUCCGGUUCGUGGUGCUGGACCGCCGGCUGCUCCCGGGAACAUACCUGAUUGGGGAAAUUUGCAGCGAGUCCGACUACCGGCGCUUCCAGGAGGGGGCGGCCACGGAUCGCGACCGGGACGCGCUGCUUCAGGAGGAGAACUUUCUGCGGCUGUCGGUUUCGGACCGGGGUGGCCGCAUCAAGCACGUCACGACCAAGGUGAAGGGCGUAACGAUUGAGACGUUGGACAAGAUUUUGAUAAUCUACGACGAGCGAGGCUUUUCGAAUUUGGCCGAGAACCGAACGGUGGAGGAGGGAGAUGGCGGGGAGAACGAUUUGCUGCAUUUGGCGCGGUUGAUAAAAUCGGCCAAGCCGGCGCGGAACUCGGCGCUGCAGGAUGCGCUCGGGUGGGCGGCUGCGAGUCCGGUUACGGGAACGGUGCGAAUGGUGGCGUGGCCGCUGCUGGUGCUGUUGCGCGUGCUGCUCAAGAAGACGGCCUUGUACUUUCACUUUUCCGAGUGGGUAGCCAGCGUGAGGAGGAAGGGGUUUGAGGGAGCCAAAUGGGCACUCUUGUUCGACAUUGGCUUCGGCGUGAUGGUCCUAUCGGCGGUGCUGUACUUUGGCAACCCGGGAGCAUACUUCAUGGAGUCGGCUGAGCUGGUCAUCAACUACCUUCGGGAAUUGUUGCAAACUCUGCGGGGAAGCCCGAUUGGGCUGAAGCUCAACGUCCCGUUGAACAAUUUCUUCCUGAGCUGCUUCCUGUACCACGUGGAUCUCUGGUGGACGUUCCUGAUCAUCGUGUCGCCCGCGAUUCACUUUCUGUUCAUUCCACUGUCCGUGCUGGGUCUGCUCGGGUUCUCCUUCCAGCUGGCCAUGCUGUCCGAUUUGAUCAUUUUGAUCAGCUUGCACGCGCACUGCUUCUACAUCUACGCGGCCGUCUUGUACCGCAUCGAAAUCGGUGGCAUCCGGGCGCUGUGCCGGAUCGUGCUGGGCAAGAAGCGCAACGUUCUGCGCGAUCGCGUUGAAUCGCACGAGUACAUGAACCGGCAGCUCUUCCUCGCAACGCUGACCUUCGCCGUGCUCCUGUUCCUGUUUCCCACCAUUCUCGUGUACUACGCGGUCUUAGCCACGCUUCGGUUCGGCAUCUACUGCGUCUCGUACGCGUUGAUGACGGUCCGGCGGAUGAUAUUGCGCUUCCCGUUCGACGGGCUGAUCCGGUGGGCACGCGGACAGUACACCCACGUGGACAGUUUGGAGAUUUACAACAUCGGAGCGUACGCCAAGGAGAACAUUACGAUAAUCUACAUUGCGCCUCGAGCGGACGCCGGCGGGGGGUCGUUUUGGCGGACCGGAAUGGCGUGGAACGGUGAAGGGGCAGCCUCGACCAAAGGGACCAUCUCGAUUGGACAGUUUUUCGGCAGUCUGGUGCGCGGCGAAAUGGUGCCGUUUAUUCAACCGGACGAAAGCGUCCACCGGAAGGAGAAGGAAGUGUGAAUUUUCGAAGCUAGAGACUGACGCAAAAUAAAUAACUGUGAAAUAACCG